Alnus glutinosa is the source of this 1785-nucleotide messenger RNA. RefSeq names its product chitin-inducible gibberellin-responsive protein 1-like. Gene Ontology annotation, biological process: regulation of DNA-templated transcription. Lineage: Eukaryota; Viridiplantae; Streptophyta; Magnoliopsida; Fagales; Betulaceae. Gene Ontology annotation, molecular function: sequence-specific DNA binding; DNA-binding transcription factor activity. The transcript has a single exon. The coding region runs from base 261 to 1418 and encodes 385 amino acids. The record is from RefSeq and is a predicted model, not a curated record. Gene Ontology annotation, cellular component: nucleus.
AUCAGACAGGUAGAGAAGACAGAUUAGAGGUAGAAAGAGAGAGAGAGAUAGCUAUUUUUGCUAUUUUUUCAAAUGCUGGGUACGUAAUACCAUUUGCUUAGCAUGAUUCUUUCCCUACCUUGCUAAACUAUACACUGAAAGAAGGCAUACAUCAAUGGCGAAAGGUUUUGGGGAGACGACUUUGACUUUGCCGUUAGAGUUGAAGUUGGCCCCCCACUGAAAAAUCUGGCUCCGCCCCUGUAGAGAAGCCUCACAAAACGAUGGAGGAAGCGUCUUUGCAUGAGGGUUUUCCCCCAGAAAAUCUGAAGCAAUUGCUGAUCGCAUGUGCUAAAGCUCUCUCCAACAACAGCAUCGAUGUAUUUGAUAGGUUGAUUGAAAAGGCUAGAGAUGCUGUGUCUAUCACAGGAGAACCAAUCCAGCGUCUUGGUGCUUACAUGGUAGAAGGGCUGGUGGCAAGAAAGGAGGCAUCGGGCUCCAGCAUUUACCAAGCCCUCAACUGUAGAGAGCCUGAAAGCAAAGACUUGCUUUCGUACAUGCAUAUCCUGUAUGAAAUCUGCCCCUACUUAAAAUUUGGUUACAUGGCAGCCAAUGGGGCUAUUGCGGAUGCAUGCAAAAACGAGGACCGCAUCCACAUCAUAGACUUUCAGAUUGCUCAGGGAUCCCAGUGGGUGACUCUCCUUGAAGCGCUUGCCGCACAACCUGGAGGGCCUCCCCAUGUGCGGCUUACAGGGAUUGAUGACCCUGUUUCCAAAUAUGCCCGUGGAGAUGGGCUGGAGGCGGUAGGGAGACGGUUGGGAGCAAUUUCUGAGAAAUUUAACAUCCCAGUUGAGUUUCAUGGACUGCCAGUUUUUUCUCCAGAUGUUACGCGGGAUAUGCUUAAUGUCAGGCCUGGGGAAGCUCUGGCUGUAAACUUCCCUUUGCAGCUCCACCACACCCCAGACGAGAGUGUCGAAGUGCAAAAUCCGAGGGAUGGGCUUCUGAGAAUGGUAAAGUCACUCUCUCCCAAGGUGGUCACUUUGGUGGAGCAAGAAUCAAACACAAACACAGCCCCAUUCUUCCGUAGGUUUGUAGAAACUCUAGACUACUACUUGGCAAUGUUCGAGUCUAUUGAUGUCACCCUGCCAAGAAACAACAAGGAUCGUAUAAAUUUGGAGCAGCAUUGUGUGGCCAGGGAUAUUGUGAAUGUCAUUGCUUGCGAGGGGAAGGAGAGGGUGGAGCGCCACGAACUCUUCGGCAAAUGGAAGUCCAGAUUGACAAUGGCGGGGUUCGGCCAAUAUCCUCUGAGCUCUUAUGUCAACGGCGUGAUAAAGAGCCUGCUGAGGUGCUAUUCAGAACAUUAUAUGCUAGUGGAGAAGGAUGGGGCUAUGCUGUUGGGCUGGAAGGACAGGAACCUCAUCUCGGCUUCUGCCUGGCAAUGAUCAAUAGAGGUGGUGGCCACACAAAUAAACACUUCUUGCCACCUGCUGCAGUGCAGAAGGUGAUAAUGCUCUUAACAUCAGCCAAUGGACACAUUAAAUAAUCUUGGGUAUCAUUGCCAGGCGAUCCAAUGGCUUACGUUCCUUAUCAUCUAAUGUUCAGAUACCAGUGAUACCACCGAGGCUCUCGCCACUUUUCUUUGAUAGAUAUUCCUCACCAAUGUUGUUCUAUAGAUAUUUUGCUGUAUGUUAGAGUCGAAGCAUAUGUCAGUAAGUAUGUGAGGAUUAUGAGAUAAAGAUCAAAUUUCAAUCACAGUGUACAUAAUCAUUUAACUCGAUCAGUAAAUUAAAUUCAGCCCAAAUUAACAAA